This is a messenger RNA of Lottia gigantea (owl limpet), 1266 nucleotides long. RefSeq lists its product as hypothetical. The record is from RefSeq and is a predicted model, not a curated record. The coding region runs from base 1 to 1266 and encodes 421 amino acids. The transcript is spliced from 4 exons. NCBI's taxonomy places the organism in Eukaryota, Metazoa, Mollusca, Gastropoda, Lottiidae.
AUGGAAAAAGGCUUUAAGUUUCCCACUCACGGUAGUAAUGAGGAAGGUAGGGUCGAAAUUAACACACAGUCGGAAGUGCCUUCUCGGAAUGCUGAUUUGGCAGAUUUUGAUUCUGGUAGGGAGAGGUCUGGGACAGAGUAUAAGGGUCUAUUUACAGGAUUUGAUAGUGACGAGGAAACUCUAUGCCAGAGAAAUAUAGGCUUACCUGUCGGGUCUUAUGUUCCGUUAACCCCUCGUUUCAAACCAGGCAGAUUCUCGCAUACAUCUGCACCCAGAACAUAUACUGACACAGGGUUCGGUAAUACUCAACCAAAUAUGUCAUCUCUUCAUCGCACUGUUCACAGGCAAAUUGCAAGGAAGGAAAAAGAGCCUGAUAAGUUUGACUGUCAGCAUACUGAGUGGUCUGAGUUUAUCAUGCAGUUUGAGAGGGUGGCAAAUUGGAAUAUGUGGGAUCCCUAUGAAAAAGCCCAGCAGCUUAUAAUGUGCUUAAGUGGUCCUGCUUUGAAGUUGUUAAGUACUUUGAGUUCAUCCCAGCUUGAUAGUUAUGAAGAGGUUAAGUUGGCUUUGACUAAUAGGUUUAACCCAGGAGAGAGACUUGCGGCUCAUCAAAUUGAGUUCAGAAAUAGAAGGCGACGUGGUAGCGAGUCACUGUCUCACUUUGGUUACGAUUUACAGCGGUUAGCUUUUAAGGCUUUCCCUCAUUCGUAUCCUGAGAGUUUAGAAUAUCAUAUUGUUGAUCAGUACAUAUAUGGUUUAGGACAUAUUAAGCCUAAUUGCCCUCAACUUAAGGUGCCACAUAGGGACGAGAGAAAGGAUGUUCUUGAUGCCUCAUCAGUAAUGCAAAUUAAGGGGAAACAGAAUGAUGAUGUGGAGGUGGUUCUAUCGGAGGUCAAGAUAGGAAGUCAGUUUUCAAAUGAGCAAGGGAAUAUGUGUAAUGUUAUUGAAGGUGAAGAUUAUAAUGAUGAAAAAGAUGAUGAUAAUGAUGAAAAAGAUGAUGAUGAAGAUGAUCAUGUUGAUGAAAAAGAUAAGUUGGAUCAAACUUGCAAUGAAGAAGAUAAAGAGGAAGAUGAUAAUGAUCAUGAUUAUAAUCAUGGAGAUAAAUAUGAAGAAGAGGGAGAUGACGAUGAUCAUGAUGAAAAAGAUAAGAAUGAUGAUCAUGGUGAUGAUGAAGAUAGAGAUAAAUAUGGAGAGGGAAAUCACCAAGAUAAUGAAGACCAAGGAAAAACAGUGAAAAAAGAAGAAACAUGUAUGCAAAGCGUGACAUAA